AUGUCGGAUGCCCGAGAAGGCAUGCAGUAUCUCUUCAAAACGAAAAACAACUACACCUUUGCUGUUAGUGGAACUGGUCAUGCCGGAAUGGAAUGUGCCCUCGUGAAUCUGCUGGAGAGAGGCGACGUAUUCCUGGUUGUAGAAAUCGGUAUCUGGGGUAAACGAGCAGCUGAUCUCGGCUCCAGGAUGGGAGCUACGGUUCAUACUGUCAGCGCACCGCAUGGUCAAGCUGUUGAAAAGGAGGCCAUUGAAGAGGCUCUGGCUAAGUAUAAACCAGCGGUACUAUUCGUCUGUCAUGGCGAGAGUUCAACGGGUGUUCGGCAACCACUUGACGGGUUAGGCGAAGCGUGUGCGCGCCAUGGUACUUUGCUUCUUAGUAGAUACGGUAGCUUCCAUAGGUGGAGCAGAAUUCAGAAUGGACGACGAAUGGGGUGUUGGAUUGUGUCUACGCAGCUACUAAAAGGUGCUCAAGCUUCCACGGAUUGGCUCCGAUUUCAUUUAGCGAGAAAGCGAUGUGAGUUGUCACUCGAAGCUUUGUCGCUGUCUAAACCUCUUGGAAAAACAGAAAAGCAGAAAUUAGCUCUAAAAGGUAGCAACGGCAACAAAAAAAGGCAGAAAAUCAAGAAUCGCAAGGAGAGGGUGCCAUCGUUUUAUUUUGACGCACUGGAACUGGGAAACUAUUGGGGAUGUGAUGGUCAACCAAUAAGGUACCAUCAUACGGCUCCGAUUUCGAGCGUUUACGCUUUAAGGAGUGCUUUAGCUGUGAUAGCCAAAGAAGGUGUUGAUGAGAGUGUGCAUAGGCAUGAGGAAAAUGCUAAGUUUCUCUAUGAAAAACUGAAGGAAUAUGGCUUAGAAUGCUUUGUAGAGAAAGAGAAAUGGCGAUUGCCAUGUUUAACCACGGUCAAAAUACCAGACGGCGUGGACUGGAAAGGAGUAAUAGAGGAGAUGAUGAGGCAAGGAACUGAGAUCGCCGGUGGCUUAGGACCUACAGUGGGCAAACUGUGGCGAAUAGGAACUUUCGGUGGAAACUCGGACAAACAGAAGAUAGCAGCCGUGUUGAAACUGCUUGCAGAUACUAUCAAGAAGAAGUCAAGUAUAUGA
Molecule: messenger RNA, 1101 nt
Organism: Cooperia oncophora
Lineage: Eukaryota; Metazoa; Nematoda; Chromadorea; Rhabditida; Trichostrongylidae
Source: the annotation of a GenBank genome assembly